This is a messenger RNA of Hypoxylon fragiforme, 1963 nucleotides long. RefSeq lists its product as uncharacterized. The record is from RefSeq and is a predicted model, not a curated record. The coding region runs from base 377 to 1465 and encodes 362 amino acids. The transcript is spliced from 4 exons. Lineage: Eukaryota; Fungi; Ascomycota; Sordariomycetes; Xylariales; Hypoxylaceae.
AAUACCUGCCUGCUAUGUAUAGGUAGGGCUGCUAGGUAGUACAGUUCGCAACUCCAUCAACCUUUAUCUCGUAAUCGUCGAUCGACAUAGCCCACGAUACCUAGUAGUAUAUGCUCGAAAUACCCGACUAUACCCAUAUUCACCUAGUUCUCGGGAUACACGACCAGAGCCCCAAAUACCUGCAACUACAGCUUUACAGCUACACGACUACACCAAUACCUACAAAUCUACAAUUGCUGCCAAGUCACAGCCUCAGGCCACGCACGGAUGUAGUCGGCUUCUCUCUUUUCAGUCUCUAGGAAUUCAAGCUACCUGGUAGGUUACUUGGAGCUCGAGCCCGAGCUGUUUUCUGCCUCAACUAUUUUUCUUUACCCUUAUGCCAGAAACAGAUUCGGAUGCAGACCCAGACUCGGACAGAGACCCGAAUAAACCGGCGCCGCAGAGACCGAAGAGACCGCAAACACCGCAAACACCGCCUUGGAAUGCUAGGCUAGAACCUCACACUGGGUAUUCACACUAUGAUGCGGCUACUCCUAGAUCAUCACCUCCAGCCUCGCCAUCCAUGAGUCUCUUUUCUUUGGGCAUGUCCCCAUUCUCACCGAUGCGUCGCCAAUUUUCAUCGCCUCUUGUCAGAUCAUCGUCUCCUCUACAUCCACCGGACGUCGACCUGAUUAAAGAGGAGGGUAUUGUGCAGGAUAGCAAGGAUGUUCUCGUGCAAAGACUAAAUGACCUUGCUGCCCAGUUAAGCCAGCAAGAGGACCUUAGGGAGGACAACGUCAAUAGUCUCCACGCCAAAGUGGACGAAAUGGAGAAGUCUUUAUCCACAAGAAGCCUUCUGCCCCAACGGAGACCACCGAGAUCUAGGCCUGCUACUAGCACUGGUGGUGAACGGGACCCCUUUUGGGGGUCGCUGACACCGGGGCGAGUGAUUCCUAGGAUGUCGAACCUAUUGAUGCCUACACAAAAGUCUGCUUCGACCCAGACCACCAAAGAGAGCCCCACCGAAUCCGGGGCGGAGGCGGCUGGCAAGAAGCGGAUAUCGACAGCAGAGGUCGGCCGGAUUGCUGCGGAAGCACAGAAGUUGCAAAAAGAAUUAGAGGCCGUGACCUCGAGUCUACGAGCUCGACAAGAAGAGACGGAUCAUAUCCACGAGUUACUUAUUAUGCGUGCAGAACGCGCCGCCCAGAGAAUUAUACAUCUCGAAAAGCGGAUCAAGGAACUGGAAAUCGAACGGAACGAGGGCGAGAUGGAAAUGCUCAAUCUACAGAUCCAGCUCAAGGCGAUUGAAGUCCAAUGCCUAAGUUACGUGCCGAAGGAUGCCGAUGAAGAUUUACGGGAAAGCAUCUCAGCAUGGAAAACGGAAUGGUCGGCCUUGAAGCGAAAAAGAGCACGGAGGAAAGGUGGGAGCGAAGAUUCUGGAAGUCCUGGAACCCAGAUCAGACAGCAAAGGGAAUAUCUAAGCUGAACAGGUCCGGCAGGGUAGAAAUUGCCCUGCCUACUGGGUAUGCAUCGUUGUCCGUGGUGGUAUGUGAGUAUUUUUUUGGCGGUCUGUUCUACAUGUUUUGCCCGGAAAGGGAAACAACAAUGACGAUCAUACGCCUGCCUCGUCAGCUCGUUUACCGGCCAGGGCGUUUAUGUGCUACCAGAGCAACCAGUAACAUGCAGUAUCUCCCCUAUGACAAUAAAGAUGAGGCUUAUCGGUAGGCCUAUGAAUCUUCAUUAUCAUGAGGUAGGACGUAGUUGCUAAUACGGCCACAACUUGGUAGAGAUAGGACUAGUUGGAACUUGGGUGAGAUAGAGUGAUCUCUCAUCUGCAUAAUACAUAGAUAACAUCUAAUCACCUACCACACUUGAGGUCUAAAUGCUACUCAUGCCACCUCCCUUUCCCCUCUUCAGCAGUUGAGGGAAAGGGGCUGGCUCAAGUUGCGUCAUUCAUGCAACAUUUGGAGGUCUUGGCUAAUCA